CCCACCCAGAAAGGUGACGAAAACUUAGCUUGAAACACAGUUUAGAUCUGCCAAUUUCUUCAACCCAAUCCUCUCCUCACAAAUUAGGCACGUACGGUACAUGAAAGCGGUGAAGGAUGAAGCUUCUAGCCAUGGAAGUGCUUCUCUUCUUACUGAUUUUGUGUUCUGUGGCCUCAGUUGCUUCGUCGCAGACGGACAGUAUGAAACAAGGUGAUAUUUUGAACUCCUCGGAAUCCACUUUUCUUGUUUCCGCCAGCGAGAUUUUCACCUUAGGAUUCUUUACGACGGGGAGGACCAAAAUGACUUACUUAGCAAUAUGGUUGACCGAUAGAAUUGAGGUUGAAAGGCCGAUAUGGAUAGGCAACAGAGAAGCGCCUCUCCCAACAAAUUCCUCUGCUAAGCUUCUCAUAGAUGCUUCUGGGAGAUUGAUACUCACACACAAUGAAAAACAAGGCAGUCCUUACCUGGUUUCAUCCAAGCGAACUAGCCGGAAUGUCUCAGCCACUUUACAGGAUUCCGGCGAAUUGGUACUCCGGGAGAUGAACGCCGACGGCUCAUGGGGGCAGGAACUGUGGAGUAGCUUCGACAACCCCACGGAUACCCUUUUGCCGGGCAUGAAGCUGGGAGUCAACCAUAGAACGGGUCGGAAAUGGAGUCUCACAUCAUGGCUGCACGAUAAUUCGCCGGCGCCCGGGGCGUUUAGUCUGGAAUGGGAACCGAGCAGGCGGCGACUGGUUAUCAAGCACCGAGGAUUGGUUCAUUGGAGCAGCGGAGAGCUGAAGAAUGCGACACAUUUCCAGCACUUAUUCUUAGACUACGGCGACUUCAAUGCCCAAUUCCUUAACAUUUCGACAAAAACAGAGGACUAUAUCACCUUUGCAGUCAUGCUCAACCGAUCUGAUUAUCCCGCGACUUUGAGACUGAACCCUCAGGGGCUCGUGUACGACACCAACAACGGUCAGGACAUUAUUGACGCCGGCGAGUGUUACGGGUACGAGAACAAAACGCAAGAAUCAAAAGGGUGUGAGAUUUGGCACCAACCGGCGUGCAGGGCGGGUGGGCAAACAUUCGAGCAAAGAUCUGGGGUCUUCAACUACACCCAAUUAGGACUCGCAGUGCCUCAAAGCUACCCAGACGACGACUCCACUGCCAGCCUCAGUGACUGCAGAGAGAAAUGCUGGAAGGACUGCGACUGCGUUGGCUAUAAACGCUACGAUGAAGGGUGUACGUACUGGAGGGGAACAUCUUGGCAAUUUCUACAGGACAACAGUGGCCAAACACAAGCGGUCUAUGUUAUAAACCGUCCAAUUAAGGAAGGAGAUGGAAGUAGUAGCAGUAACUCAAAGAAGUGGAAAUGGAUUCUUAUUAUUAUACCCAUAGUAGUAUUACUAGUAUCCACUGUCCUGGUCGUCUUGCUUCUACUGCGCCGGAGAAGGAGAAAACGAGAAGAAGCAAGGAAUGAGCAAAGGAAAGAGCAAGAGCUGAAGGAUCUAUUGACAUUAGAGGAAUACAGUGAUAUUCAUGAGCUCAGCAGCGGCGAGAAUGGCAGUCUCAAAGUAUUUAGCUAUGCAUGGGUGGUGGAAACAACCAAUAAUUUCUCAUCUGAUUAUAAACUGGGACAAGGUGGUUUUGGAAGUGUUUACAAGGGAUUAACACCGGAAGGACAAGAAGUAGCUAUAAAACAAUUGUCGGAAAGAUCAAAGCAAGGACUUGUGGAGUUCAAAAAUGAGGUGGUGUUGAUAGCUAAACUCCAGCACACAAAUCUUGUAAAGCUGCUUGGUUUUUGCAUUCAUGGGAACCAAAAGAUGCUUAUUUAUGAAUUCAUGCCCAAUAAAAGUUUAGAUUUUUACCUCUUUGAUUCAGAAAGAAAAGAGUAUUUAACUUGGGAGAAACGCCUCAACAUCAUUGAAGGAAUUGCACAAGGCUUGCUUUACCUUCACAAGUACUCAAGAGUUCGUAUCAUUCACAGAGAUAUGAAAGUUAGCAACAUAUUGCUUGAUGAGAAUAUGAAUCCAAAAAUUUCAGACUUUGGUAUGGCCAAGAUACUCAGGCAAAAUGCCACAGAAGCAAACACAAUAAGACUAGGUGGAACAUUCGGUUAUAUGGCCCCUGAGUAUGCUAUGGAGGGUAUUUUCUCUACAAAGUCCGACGUCUACAGCUUUGGAGUACUAGUAUUGGAAAUUAUAAGUGGCAAGAAGAACAAUCACUUCCGCAGAAAGGAUGGCGCCUUGAAUUUGGUGGAACAUGCCUGGGAGUUAUGGAACAGAGAUGCAGUGAUACAGCUAGUGGAUCCAGCAAUAAGCAAUGUGUGUGGCAAAGAAGAACAGUUGCAUAGAUGCAUACAUGUGGGACUACUAUGUGUCGAAGAUUUUGCAGUCGACCGACCAUCUAUGUCGGAUGUGGUGUCGAUGUUAGGCAAUGAAAAUGUGGCCUUGCCAAAGCUAAAAAAGCCUGCAUUUGUGUCGAGAUUCAGUGUGCCUGAUAGGUUUCAGGAUGGCAAGUCAGAGAAGUUCACAGUGAAUGAACUCUCCAUUUCAGUUAUGGAGGGAUGGAGACGAGAUGCGGCCUGCGGGCAUGUUAUCCCGGGAUACCGUAUCCUUCCCCAGUGCAGGGAUAGUGGAAAAUCAAAGACGCCGGAUCCGAUGAACCUUCUUCUUGUCUUCCUACUGAUUCUGUAUUCCGGCGGGGACUCCGUUGCUUCAUCGGUAACUGACACUCUGAAACAAGGCGAUGCGUUGAACUCCUCUGAUUCCACUUUCCUUGUUUCUGCCACCACCAACUUCACCUUAGGAUUCUAUACGCCGGCGGGAACCAACACCACUUAUUUAGCAAUCACCUCAUAUGACUUGUAUCAGCCAGUAUGGAUAGGCAACAGAGAUGCACCUCUCCCCACAAAUUCUUCUGCCACCCUUCACAUGGAUGCUUCCGGGAGAUUGAUACUCACACAUAAUGAAACCCGAGGCACCCCUUACCUGCUUUCUUCAAAGCAAACUAGCCUUAAAGUCGCAGCAACGUUACUGGAUUCCGGCAACUUUGUGCUCCGGGAGGUGAACUCCGAUGGUUCAUUCGGGGAGGAAUUGUGGAGUAGUUUCGACUAUCCCACGGAUAUCCUUUUGCCGGGGAUGAAGUUAGGAGUUAACCAUAGAACGGGUAGGAAAUGGAGUCUAAGAUCAUGGCAGGACGAUGAUAUGCCGGGGUCAGGGGCGUAUAGUCUAGAGUGGGAACCAAGCAAGCGUCAACUGGUUAUCAAGCAUCGAGGAGUGGUUCAAUGGGGUAGUGGAGAGUUGAUGAAUGCAACUGGUUUCCAGCACAUAUCCUCCUCCUACGGCGCCCUUCAAAACCUUAAAUUCAUUAACGUUUCAACAAAAGAAGAAGAGCAUUUCACCUACGCACUCACGCCUAACACAGAUGUACUUCGAAUUUUAUCCCGUGAAGACCAAAAGAGUUAUCGUCUCGCGGCUUGGAGAUUGGACCCCCAAGGCACAUUUUCCUUCACUUCUAAUGGUGAGGUGAUUAUGGACGUGGGCGAGUGCUACGGGUACGAGAAUGAAACUCAGCAGUCAAAAGGGUGUGAGUUAUGGGCACAACCCAAGUGCAGGGGUGAUGGCCAGACGUUUGAGGAGAGAUCAGGGAGAUUCACGAAUUACACCGAAUUCGGACCCGAACAACCAAAAACCUUCACGACCCAGAACUCUAGUGGUAGCCUCAGUGACUGCAGGGAGAAUUGCUGGAAGGACUGUGACUGCGUUGGCUAUCAAGGCUCCGGUUACGGGUGUACGUACUGGAGGGGAACAUAUUUGCAAUUUGAUCAGGACAACAGUGGUAGAACAGAAAGGAUUUUUGUUUUGGACCGUCCAAUUAAGGGAAAUGACAGUCACAGUCACAGUAACCCAAAGAAGUGGAUAAGGAUUUUUGUACCCAUACUAGUAGCUACAAUAUUCACAGUCCUGCUUGUGUUGCUUCAAUUGCGCCGGAGGAGAAUACGAGACAAAGCCAAGAAAGAGCAAGAACUAAAGGAUUUAUUUACGUUAGAGGAAUAUACUGAUAUUCACGAACUGGACAAAGGUGAGAAUGGCAAUCUCAAUUUUUUUAGCUAUGCUUGGGUGGUUGCUACAACAAAUAAUUUCUCAUCCCACAACAAACUUGGACAAGGUGGUUUUGGAAGUGUUUACAAGGGCAUUACACCGAAAGGACAAGAAAUAGCUGUAAAACAAUUAUCCGAAAAAUCAACACAAGGAAUGAAGGAGUUUAAAAAUGAGGUGGUGUUGAUAGCAAAACUCCAACACACAAAUCUUGUAAAGCUGCUUGGCUUUUGCAUUCAUGGGGACAAAAAGAUGCUCAUUUAUGAGUUCAUGCCCAACAAAAGCUUGGACUUUCACCUCUUUGAUCCAAGUCGAAAAGAGCAUUUAACUUGGGAGAGGCGCCACAACAUCAUUGAAGGAAUUGCACAAGGCUUACUUUACCUUCACAAGUAUUCAAGAGUUAGAAUAAUUCAUAGAGACAUGAAAGCUAGCAACAUACUACUUGAUGAGAAUAUGAAUCCAAAAAUUUCAGACUUCGGUAUGGCCAAAAUACUUCGGCAAAAUGCCACAGAAGCAAACACAAUAAGGCUUGGUGGAACAUUCGGUUACAUGGCUCCUGAGUAUGCUAUGGAGGGCAUUUUCUCUACAAAGUCUGAUGUCUACAGCUUUGGAGUACUAGUAUUGGAAAUUGUAAGUGGCAUGAAGAACAAUCACUUCCACAGUGAGGAUGGGCCCCUGAAUUUGGUGGAACAUACCUGGGAGUUAUGGAACAGAGAUGCAGUGCUGCAGCUAGUGGAUCCAGCAAUAAGCAAUUUGUGUGGCAAUGAAGAACAGUUGCAUAGAUGCAUAAAUGUAGGACUACUAUGUGUAGAAGAUUUUGCAGUCCAUCGACCAUCUAUGUCCGAUGUGAUUUCCAUGUUAACUAAUGAAAAUCUAGCAUUGCCAAAGCCAAAAAAGCCUGCAUUCGUUUCUCGGUUCAGUGUGGCCGACGGAUUUGAGGAAGGCAAGUCAAAGAAGUUCACAGUGAAUGAGCUCUCCAUUUCAACUAUGGAGGGAAGAUAGUGUUGCAAUUUUACUGUACUAUUUUAUAAAAAUAUUUUGUUAUAGUGACACUAUAAAUUCAAACUAUU
Ipomoea nil (Japanese morning glory) is the source of this 5152-nucleotide messenger RNA. RefSeq lists its product as uncharacterized. Lineage: Eukaryota; Viridiplantae; Streptophyta; Magnoliopsida; Solanales; Convolvulaceae. Bases 117 to 5084 code for a protein of 1655 amino acids. Gene Ontology annotation, molecular function: protein kinase activity; ATP binding. The transcript is spliced from 14 exons. Gene Ontology annotation, biological process: protein phosphorylation. The record is from RefSeq and is a predicted model, not a curated record.